This is a messenger RNA of Soboliphyme baturini, 690 nucleotides long. The record is from the annotation of a GenBank genome assembly. Lineage: Eukaryota; Metazoa; Nematoda; Enoplea; Dioctophymatida; Soboliphymatidae.
AUGAGCACGUCCUUGGAAGGUCUCAUUGGUACGGUGGUAGGUGAUUUCACUCUAGCCAUUUUCCUAGUGAUGGCCGCUAUCGUCGUCAGCGUCGCAAUAUUGGUGAUUGAGAAGGGCAACUGUCGCAGCCGGAUAACGACGCAUCUAAUCAAUUGCGCAAUUGACGAAUUCUUAUACAAAUUCAUUAGCGCACAUUGUUUACGACGUCGUCGUCAUCGAGGCCGAAUUCGUCGUCCUCUCCUCGUCGUCCUCGCCUCCUCAUCGUCGUCGUCGUCGUUACUGUGUCCAGCCGACCAGCAGAAAUCAAUACCCAUCCGCCUCCAUCCAUCCGAACCCGGCCCAGUCCAUCCAUUCAGCCAAGGCCGUCGGCCCGGUCACGAAAGCCAAGCCGGCCAUGACUCUUUGCCACCGCCCGCUUACAACGACGUGUCUUCCUCGCCUCCUGCCGCUAUUCCAUUGGCAAAGGCAAAGGCGGCGGCAGGCGAGACCGAAAACACGAGAUAUUUGUUAGAGCUACUGAAAUAUCGAUCGGCUGUAGUCAUUCCAGAGUACUGUGGAGGCGAACUGUGCCGUCGGUCGUCGGUCGACCAUCCGGUCCCAUCUCCGGACUGCUGUGUCGGCAAUGGCGACGGUCGUUCGUCAUUUGGCCGUGACAGUCGCGGCGCAGCCUGGCCGAUCAAAACACUCUGA